Molecule: messenger RNA, 615 nt
Organism: Postia placenta MAD-698-R-SB12
Lineage: Eukaryota; Fungi; Basidiomycota; Agaricomycetes; Polyporales; Adustoporiaceae
Exons: 7
Coding region: 1-615 (204 amino acids)
Source: RefSeq, a predicted model, not a curated record
AUGCGCCACACUUGCAGCGCGGCUCACGACAAACAGAUGGGCGUGCUGCAGACAUUCUAUUGCACUCUGGUACACUACAUGACGACGAUACACGGCACAGGUAGUGGUAGCAUCGUGGAGCAUAGAUUGCGCUACACACAGCAGUGCGAGCGUGGUCAAUAUGGGACACGGACUAUGGAGGGCGUGCUUGCCGCUGCGGGUCGAAGAGCGAAUGGCGAACCAGGGGCGAGAGGCGCGCAGGGUGCGCUGUUCUUCUCCCGUGCGCAAUGGAUGCGCGUGUACCAGGCCCGUGUGGAGAGGGCCAGCAGGAUGCGUGAACAGAGAGAAUGCGGGUCGCAUGCACAGAGAAAGCAGAGUUGGAUAAAUUACGCGCCAGUGCGCGAAAAGAGAACUCCGGUUUCCGUUCGCGAGCGCGUGUGCAUAGGGGAGGAGAGCGGUCCGGCCUUCUCGGUCUGUUGUGGAGGGUGCAUGGAGGGUGCGCGCGAACGACAACAGCUCGACCACAUCCACACGCGCAAUGAACUCAGAGAGGAUUGCAGUGAGGAAGGGGUCGUAGCUGAAGGUGCGGCUUGGUCCAUGGGGGGUCGCUGCAUAGAGGACGUCACGACGGAGUGA